Molecule: messenger RNA, 599 nt
Organism: Bombyx mori (domestic silkworm)
Lineage: Eukaryota; Metazoa; Arthropoda; Insecta; Lepidoptera; Bombycidae
Gene: GOBP2
Product: general odorant binding protein 2
Exons: 3
Coding region: 14-496 (160 amino acids)
Molecular function (GO): odorant binding
Source: RefSeq, marked provisional
CUGACGGCAAGCGAUGUUUUCGUUUUUGAUUUUGGUGUUUGUAGCGUCGGUCGCGGACUCGGUGAUCGGUACCGCCGAGGUGAUGAGCCACGUCACUGCUCAUUUCGGUAAGACCCUUGAGGAAUGCCGAGAGGAGUCCGGGCUAUCAGUUGACAUUUUAGACGAGUUCAAGCACUUCUGGAGUGAUGACUUCGAUGUGGUUCAUAGAGAGUUGGGCUGUGCCAUCAUCUGCAUGUCCAAUAAAUUUUCUCUGAUGGACGAUGACGUCAGGAUGCAUCACGUCAACAUGGACGAGUAUAUCAAGGGUUUUCCAAACGGGCAAGUUCUAGCUGAGAAAAUGGUAAAAUUGAUCCACAAUUGUGAGAAACAGUUUGAUACCGAGACGGAUGACUGCACAAGAGUCGUCAAGGUAGCUGCUUGCUUCAAGAAGGACUCCAGAAAAGAGGGCAUAGCACCAGAAGUGGCCAUGAUUGAAGCAGUUAUCGAAAAAUACUGAGCAGCUCAUAUGUAAUAAUGACCACGACACGGCUUUGUUAGUUUUAAGAAUGCAUUCUGAAAAACAUAAAAAAAAGGAAUAGAAUAAAGAUUUAUGCAAAUUU